Glycine soja is the source of this 2494-nucleotide messenger RNA. Its product is annotated as exocyst complex component EXO70B1. The transcript has a single exon. Gene Ontology annotation, molecular function: phosphatidylinositol-4,5-bisphosphate binding. Gene Ontology annotation, biological process: exocytosis. The record is from RefSeq and is a predicted model, not a curated record. Lineage: Eukaryota; Viridiplantae; Streptophyta; Magnoliopsida; Fabales; Fabaceae. Gene Ontology annotation, cellular component: exocyst. The coding region runs from base 100 to 2229 and encodes 709 amino acids.
UUCUCCAAUGUUGUAUUGGCAUUUAUCAUUCUGAAACACCUUAUUUUGUUUUUCUUUCACUGAGGGAAUCCAAAUCUUCAUCGCAUCAAUCACAAUACAAUGGAGAAGAACCUUGCCGAGAAUUCUGGCAAAGCCGAAGACAUGAACACCGGCGACAACACUACCAAUUCGCCGGCAGCGCCGGAGCCCGAAGAUAAUAAACUCGACGCCAAAACGGACGGCGAAGGAGAAAAAGCCGCGGAUUCAGAUCACGCCGAGGGAGACCAAGAUCCCAAAGAGGAAGAGAAGAAGGAAGAAGAAGAAGAAGAAACCGCGGAGGCUCCACCGGAUUCUCCCCCUCCAAACCUCGAGAAGGUUUCAGAAGACAUUGACAAAUUGCUCGCCACUCAGCAACACAAUGCAGAUGCUAACAAGAAAGAAGUCACCACAUUCGAUACGCCUAAUUUCAUCCCCAUUUUCUUGCAACUAGUGGAAGAGAAAAUGAAGAGGUACGAAACAAAUGAGGCAAAAUUGGGUGAGAAUGCGGAAGAGAAAUCGUCGUUUCUGGAAUGCGUGAAUCGCAUCUCAAAGCUGAUGAAACAUUUCUCGGAGUACGCUCAAUCUCAUCAAGAGGAAGAUCAAGAAGAAAACAAGGACAAGGUCAAGGGAAAAACAGACUUGAUAAUCAACGGCCUCGGCGCGCUUCAGCAGCGUGCGAUGUCGUUUUUGGAGGACGAGUUUCGGUCUCUAAUGGAAGAAUCUAGAAACCAAGCCAAACCCGCAGAGCAAAACCAGAACCAGAAGGGGAAACAACAACAAGUGGCGGAAUCUUCUGAGCCCGAGUCACCUGCAGAAAUGGUUACGGAUUUCCCGGGUUUACCGGAGGAAACGGUUACGAAACUGAGCAAAAUAGCUAAAGAAAUGAUCACAGGCGGUUACGGAAAAGAGUGCUGCCAUGUCUACGCGCUUUCGCGAAGGCACGCGUUCGAAGACGGAAUGCACAAGCUACUAGGUUACGAGAAGCUCAGCAUCGAUGAAGUUCAGAAAAUGCAGUGGGAGCCACUGGAGCGCGAGAUCCCACUGUGGAUCAACACGUGGAAGGAAUGCACCUCCGUGUGGUUCCCUGGCGAGUGGAGGCUCGCGGAGUCAGUGUUCGGCGAAGAGAAGGAGCAAGAUUCUUCCCUAUCGACGAACAAUAUCGCGGCGAGCCUCUUUGCUAACCUCUCCCGCGGAAUCAUGAUCCAGCUUCUCAAUUUCGCGGAGAGUGUCGCCAUGACGAAGCGCGCCAGCGAGAAGCUCUUCAAGUUCCUCGACAUGUACGAGACCUUGAGGGACGUUAUUCCCGACAUGGAGAGCCUCUUCCCCGCCGACGACGGGGAGAUCAAGGCCGAGACGACCUCGGCCAAGUGCCGCCUCGGCGAGGCGGCGGUGCUGAUAUUCUGUGACCUCGAGAACUCUAUCAAAUCGGAAACCGGAAAAACUCCGGUAGCCGGCGGCGCGGUGCAUCCCCUCACGCGCUACAUCAUGAACUACUUAAGGCUAGCGUGUGAAUACAAAGACACUUUAGAAGAAGUGUUCAAAGAACACUCCAAAAUGGAGCGGGCAGAUUCAACAAGCAGGCCACAAUACGAAGAUACCAAACCAAACAACAACAACAAACAGAAAGAAAACGUGUCACCUUUCGCGGCGCAGUUAAUGAGGGUGAUGGAGCUUCUGGACACAAAUCUCGAAGGAAAAGCGAAGCUGUACAAAGAAGUACCACUGAGCUGCAUAUUCAUGAUGAACAACGGAAGGUACAUAGUUCAGAAGAUAAAAGGCUCUACGGAGAUCUACGAAGUGAUGGGAGAAACGUGGUGUCGCAAGAGAUCGACGGAGCUGAGAACUUACCACAAGAACUACCAGGUUGAAACGUGGAGCAAGAUUCUGAGUUCUCUUAGCCCUAAAGGUUUGAACGAGAACGGGAAGGUGCACAAGCCGGUGCUGAAGGAGCGCUUCAAGAGCUUCAACGCGGCGUUUGAGGAGAUUCACAAGACGCAGAGCGCGUGGGUGGUGUACGACGAACAGCUUCAGUCGGAGCUUAGGGUUUCUAUUUCCGCGCUCGUGAUUCCGGCGUACAGGUCCUUCUUGGGAAGGUUUUCGCAAUACUUAGAUCCCGGAAGGCAAACUGUAAAAUAUAUUAAGUAUCAAGCUGAAGAUGUUGAGACUUGCAUUGAUGAGUUGUUUGAUGGGAACCCUCAUGGGCGUCGCUAGAAAAAAAAAAUAAAAAAUCACCAAUUACCUCCAUGUCAAACACAUGCACACACGUGGAUUUGAUGAAGAAAAUAAGAUGAACCAGAGGGAGUGAAUUGAGAAAGAUUGGCACGUGCGUGUUGAAGCUUCUUCCUUGAUUUGAUUGGUUUCCACACCACUGGGGCGAAUUGGGUCGUUUUAAUGUAAUUGAUGAUUAACUUUCCCUCUUUGGAUGUUUGGUCUUGCUUGUUAAUUUGGCCCAGUUUAAUUAACUGUUAUGUGAAUG